Penicillium odoratum is the source of this 429-nucleotide messenger RNA. RefSeq lists its product as uncharacterized. Gene Ontology annotation, molecular function: oxidoreductase activity, acting on the CH-OH group of donors, NAD or NADP as acceptor. The record is from RefSeq and is a predicted model, not a curated record. NCBI's taxonomy places the organism in Eukaryota, Fungi, Ascomycota, Eurotiomycetes, Eurotiales, Aspergillaceae. Gene Ontology annotation, cellular component: cytoplasm. The transcript is spliced from 3 exons. The coding region runs from base 1 to 429 and encodes 142 amino acids.
AUGGCUGCCAACAUUGCUUUGAUCACUGGGGGUGCUAGUGGUAUGGGCCUGGCCGUUGCCCAGGAACUAUCUGCUCGCGGAGACAGGGUAUUGAAUAUUCUUGCAAUCAAUGAAACUGCCGGACUGAAGCUUACUCAAUACCUACCCCGUGUCGUCUUCCACAGUGCAAAUGUGACAAAUUAUGGCGAGCUAUGUGAUACUUUUCAAAAGUCCUUCUUAGGUUGUGACAGACUCGACUUCGUGUUCGCCAGUACGGGGGUGAUUGAACGGACAUACGCUCCGGCACCCACUGAAUUGAAAGGAGUGGUUCCUACCACUUGGUUGGCACAGCACUAUUUCUGUCUAUCGCCUCACAAGGGGCGUGAUGCCAAUGUGGUGACGACUGCCAGCUGUGACGGGCUCUAUCCAUCUGCCUACUCUCCUCUCUAA